This is a messenger RNA of Paramacrobiotus metropolitanus, 3655 nucleotides long. RefSeq lists its product as uncharacterized. The transcript has 8 exons. Lineage: Eukaryota; Metazoa; Tardigrada; Eutardigrada; Parachela; Macrobiotidae. The record is from RefSeq and is a predicted model, not a curated record. Bases 381 to 2228 code for a protein of 615 amino acids.
GCGGUUUAAUUUCUCGGCUCACAAUUAUUACAAGCAAUUAAUAACAUUUGGCAGAAAUAUUUCAUUUCGGGACCACUGCGCUCGCAACGAACGGAAUUAUAAUUAUAAUAACCAUAAUAUUGGAUUUACUUGUACUCUACGUGGUUUUAAUUGAUAUUCCGGUUAACGGCAUCCCCACUAGUGAGCCGCGUCGUUCGUAACAUUAAUUUUCCCGUCUUCAUCACACGCGUUUCGGUUUUUGUUGCAAUCAGCGGAAGCGGUGCGCCUGUCGCUACGGCAUCCGCCUGCUGCGCCGGUGUGCCGUGCACGAUGCUACCCCGGGGCGGGCGUCUAUGCCGUCACCCGAAAAUUCGCUUUAAUUUGUGAUACUUGAAUUUUUUAUGCGUUAUCCGAUGAAAGCAAGAAUGAUUCUCCGAAUCGCCAUCGUCCUCUUGUUGGCGUUCACCGUGCUGCGCCCCGUGGGCGGUCUGAAGGCCGGCCGCCGCGGCAAGCAACCCACGCAGACGGACGCCCCGGCGGCGGCCGGCCCGGUCGACACCGGUCCGGUGAAGAAGGCCCGGCAGCGGCAGCCCUCCUCCGGGCCGACCAUCGGCCUCCUGGACCCCGACAUCAUGGCGCGGCUGGCCAGCAACGCCGAGGCCACGCGCAACCUCAACCGCUUCUCGGUGGCGGCCGCCGUGUCGCGCCUGCAGAACACCGCCUACCUCCCGGUCGGCUUCGCCGCCCAGACCAGCACCGUCAACCGGCCGGUCCUGGGCGGCCGCGGUCCCGCCCACCCCGAGCACAUGCUCAUCCAGCCGCUCUACACCGACCGCCUCGCCGCGCCCAACAUCUCCGACAACGACGGCAAGGAGUGGCGCAGCGACUUCGCCGCCGGCUACCUCUACCUCCCGGGGGUGGGCGACGCCGUGGGCGGGUACAUGCUGGGCCGGAUCCUCAUCAAGCGCCUGCAGAACCUCACCGGCGCCGGCGGCGGGGGGCCGCUGCCCGGGGGCGGGUGCUGCGGCGACUGCUACUGCACGGUGUCGCGCGACAACGUCAGCGCGCCCUGGUAUUUGAACGCCUACGUCCCUUACCGCUACCGGCAUAAACACUACAUGGCCGACCUGGCGGCCAAUAUGUCGGCGCAGGCCGCCGCUGACCAAGCCCAGGCGGCGCUGACCAACAAGGCGCAGGACAGCAGCACCCCGCCCACCGACCUCUGCGUGCUGGAGAAGUGGAACCGCGAACUGCCCUUCACGGAGCUGCCCAAUAUGCUCUUGACCUUUCUGGCUAACGACGACAUUUCCGGGUCGGACGUCGGCAGCAAAGCCAAAUUCUUGAGCAGCUUCCUGGAUCGCGCGACGCUGGCCUACCAGCAGCAGAACAAGAACGGCGACAGCAUCUUCAAGAUCUACGACAAGUACGACGAGCUGUCGAGCUGCAGCCCCGAGGCGGCCGCCGCCACGACCACCACGAGCACCACGACGUCGGGCCCGCCCACGCCGCCGCCGACCACCACCAAGCGGGCGCGGCUGUGGUACGCGGCGGCGCUGGCACAGUGGAACAACCUCGUCAACGCCGGUGACCUUUCCAUCUGCGGACUGGUCGGCGUCCAGAAGCCGGCCGGAUGCGACUACGAGAUGGCCUCCGACAACAGCCAGGAACCCUUCCAAACAGCUAUGGAUCAGUUAAACAAACUCUACACCAACUCCACGCUCAACGGUGAACGCAUGAUUCAGGAACUGGCUGACUCGGCCAAGGCCUGCUUCCACUUGCGCCCCGCUGGUUCCGCCCCCGACGACGGCAGCGCGACGUACGCCACGCCCAACAGCGCCUUGAUUGGCUGUCUGGACUACAGCCUGGGCAGCGGCCAGGUGCGCAACCUGACGCUGCCCGGCUCGCUCUUCGCCAACGAGGAGAUUUGCCAGCGCUACCUGACGCCGGACCUGGACCGGUGCGCGCCGGCGGCAGCGCCCUACGGCUGCAAGGAGCGCGACAUCGUCAACCUCAACGUCUUCGCGCGCAACUUCUACCUGUGCGUCGAGCCGGUCGACCAGUCCAUUGUGCUGCGCGUGUCCAGCCGGAAGCGCGCCAGAAACCAGGACAGCGCCGGCGCCGGCGCUCUCUGCUUGGCCAACCCGUCGGCGGCCACGUGUGCGGCUCCCCACCUCGGCACUGCCUCUGUUGCGUGGAGUUGUAUAGCAUUGGCGAUUUCUGUGAUUUCCGGUUAUAAUUAUUUUUUCUAGCUCGACAUCUGCUUACAUGGGGAUUUUGUUUAAUAUAAAUCACACACUAUUGCUUAAUGACGACCCUCAUUAUACGUAAUUGCUCAAUCACCGGCAAGAAGCUGAAAGAGAAAUAGUGACCUUUACUAUAUCGUAGAAAAGCGCGGUUUUCAGUAGAUGUUGCCGGAGUAGGUGCCGGUCCAUUUCUCGCCGCCGAUGCAGCGUUGGUUGGCGCCGCCGGUGCUGCUGCUGCCGAAGCCGGAGGAGCCGUAGGUGCCGGUGCCGGCGCAGUCGCCGUCGGUGCUGGAGCCGUGGCACUCGAAGCGCUUGCCGUCGUCCGGCCGGAAGACGCAGGUGGCCACCACCUUCUUGUUGUACGCGUACGGGUCGGCCUUGACGCCGCGCGGGAUGAUGCCGCCGGUGUUGGGCCAGCUGACCUUGUUGUCCGGGCCCGAGCACGUGUAGUGCUUGGUCGUGCGGAUCUCCGUCGUCAGCUCGCGGCGCUCCACGCGCUCCGUGCAGUCGCGGCAGCUGCCCUUGCCGUCGUUGUUGUACGUGCACAUCACCACCUGAAACACCAGUACAAGGGUUAUUACGGCGCGGGAGGGGAGCGCGGAAAGGUCACGCGCACCUCGGAAGUGGUGCGGGAGUUGUAGCGCGAGUCGCGGUCGUUGCUGUCGGUGCCGCGGUACGUCGUCUGGUAGCGGUCGCGGGUGCCGCCGGUGCCGACCUCGUUGUCGCGGUAGUAGGGGUCGCGGUCGCGGCUGGCGUCCAGACCGGUGGAGUAGCGGCCGCCGCUGUAGUUGUCGCGGUCCCGGAAGCGGUCGUAGGAGGAGGUGGUGUAGCGGGUGUCGCGGUCGCGCUGCCGGUCGUAGGGCGAGCCGGUGGUGUAGCGGUUGUAGGAGGAGCCGUAGGUGUCGUCGUCCGCCGUGCCGCGGUAGCGCCCGCCCGAACCAGAGUCGGGGACGUACUGGUAGGUGCCGAAGCCGGAAGAGGGCAGGCCCAGGCGGAAGGCGGUGUUGAGGGAGCCGGAGAAGGUGCCCUUCCAGGUGUCGCCCUGCACGCUGGUGCACUUGAAGUUGCCGGUGCGGUGGUUGGCGUAGAACUGGCACUUGCACAGACGGCCGGCGCCGGCGUCGCUGCUGAUCUGGUUGGCGGGGAUCACUGUGUACAGAUAGACAUGUAUAUGGCAGGGCAUAUAUGCGUGGUAUGGAGAUGAAUGUAGGUGCUACUGACCGGACUGGUCGCGGUCCCACUUGCCGGACUUGGUGCCGGGCGUCUUGGGACAGCUGCGGUCCAGGCUGGCGGUAGUGGGGCGCUCCUCGACGUCGGAGGGACGGCAGGUGAGGCGGCCGGUGCAGUCGGUGGUGUAGUCGCCGUAGAAGGUGCACUCGCCCAGCAGCGCCCCCGUCACCGGGUCGUACUCCUCCGUGCCGUACUGGCCUGCG